Caenorhabditis sp. 36 PRJEB53466 is the source of this 1333-nucleotide messenger RNA. Lineage: Eukaryota; Metazoa; Nematoda; Chromadorea; Rhabditida; Rhabditidae. The record is from the annotation of a GenBank genome assembly.
AUGGAUCAGAACCAAAAACAACUGAUCAUCAUGCUCUCCAGUAUCUUUAUUCUUUCCACUUUCCUCUUCGCCUCUUCUGAAGCCGGAAGGUACCGGAGACAGGGACUCUCAGGCCUCGGAGGACUCGGAGAACUCAACGAUCUGAUGCCGUGCAACGCUUUUACGAGGUGCAGCGGCAAGGGAUUGUGCCUCGGAUCGGCGAAGCAAUCCACGUGCAUGUGCUUCCUUGGAUGGAGUGGAGACUCUUGCGAUUCCGUUGCCAGUGAGUUAACCUUCGAGGAUGGAUUCUGUCCAGUUCAAACGUUAAUUCAGAUCUGAUGGAUCCGUUCAACCUCUUCUCGUCGAACAAGAACAACCAGUUGUUUCCGAGCCUCUUUCCCACAUCCAGCUCCCUCAACCUUCUGAACAAUCCGUUCGGAUUCGACGACGACGCAUUGGAAAUGUGCACUGCCAGCGACUGCAGUGGGAACGGAGUGUGCGUCGGAUCGAAGAAAGCGCCGCUCUGCCUGUGCAACCUCGGAAAGACCGGCUUCAAGUGCGAAAGCGAGAUAUCAGGGCUCCGUGAGUAUUUCUUUCAUUUUCACUCCCAAUCGUUCCUUUUCCAGUCAACCUCGAUCCGUCGGCUCCGCUGACGUUCUGCUCGGCCAGUGACUGCAACAACAAGGGACUGUGUCUCGGCACGAAGAACAGCUUCUCGUGUGCCUGUCAGAUCGGAUACACGGGCUCUCGCUGCGAGAAGACGCCAGUUUCCCUUUGCGACGCCCGCGACUGCAGCUCGAACGGCCUCUGCAUCGGAUCCAAGGACUCUUUCACUUGCGCAUGUUACCUCGGAUACUCUGGAGAAAGAUGCGAAAAAAGUGAGCGCUUUACAAACUUCUCUUUUUUAAAACUCUUCCUUUCAGUCACCGGGACAAUUUGCGAGGCUUCUGACUGCAAUUCCAACGGAAUCUGCAUCGGAACCAAGAAGUUGAAGUCGUGCAUCUGCGCUCCCGGAUACUACGGAUCCAGAUGCGAAUCUCGAUUCAGUAAGCUGUCCUAAACACCCUAAACACCCUAAACAGAACGUUCAGCUCUUCUCCCUGGUACCGAAGGACUCUUCUGUGAGACGAAAGACUGUAACGGCAACGGAAUCUGCAUUGGAAACAAGUUGCUCCCCACCUGCAUCUGUGCUCCAGGAUUCACUGGACUUCGCUGCGAACUCGAGCCUCUCUGCACCGGAGCUCUGCAGUGCUCCGGCAACGGAUUGUGCGUCGGCUCUCUCAAGUCGUACAGUUGCACGUGUAAUCUUGGAUGGACGGGGCCUACUUGCGCUCAGAGCACACUUCUCGGAUAG